GUUGGAAACCAUAUAAUUGUCAGUUCAUUACGAUUAUUAAUAUGAUUCUUCAGAGACGGUCUAAUGGCUGGGAGUCUUUAUUGACAGGGCCACCAAGGAAGAGGUGCAAGUUAUUAGCACUAGCCCUUAGAGAGUCCUGCUGCCAAGGGAAAAGAUCAGUCACAUCACGGUUGGUCUACCCAAGAGCGCUAGCCCUCUGGAAAAAAGAAGAGGCCCAUUCCCCUAUCACUCACACCAGCAGCUGCGGUAAGCCCGCCUCCAGGCCCAGAGAGCUCGGAAGACCCGCCUCCUCACGAUUAAACGAAGAAGGCAGGAAUUGGAGGCUAAGUCGGUGACGUAACCUUCCGACUUAGGUGGCCUUCCGCUCCGGCGCCUGUCAGGAGUGGGUUAGGGGGACAUUUAGCGGGGCUCCCCAGUCCCUCGGCUCUUGGAAGUGCGAUGAGGUCGGUUAGCUAUGUGCAACGCGUGGCCUUGGAGUUCAGCGGGAGCCUCUUCCCUCACGCAAUCUGCCUCGGAGACAUCGAUAACGAUACAUUAAAUGAACUAGUGGUGGGAGACACCAGUGGGAAGCUGUCCGUGUAUAAGAACGAUGACAGCCGGCCAUGGCUCACCUGUUCCUGCCAGGGAAUGCUGACUUGCGUUGGUGUUGGAGAUGUAUGUAAUAAAGGAAAGAACCUGGUGGUGGCAGUGAGUGCUGAAGGCUGGUUUCACUUGUUUGACCUGACACCUGCCAAGGCCCUGGAUGCUUCUGGGCACCACGAGACACUAAUGGGAGAGGAGCAGCGUCCAGUCUUCAAGCAGCACAUUCCGGCCAACACCAAGGUCAUGCUGAUCAACGACAUCGAUGGAGAUGGGUGUUGCGAGCUGGUGAUAGGUUACACAGACCGUGUUGUGCGGGCUUUCCGUUGGGAAGAUCUGAGUGAGGGCACUGAACAUCUGACGGGGCAGCUGGUAUUCCUCAAGAAAUGGAUGCUGGAGGGUCAGCUGGACAGUCUCUCAGUGACUCCAGGGCCCCUGGGUGUUCCUGAACUGAUGGUAUCUCAGCCAGGCUGUGCUUAUGCAAUUCUACUGUGUACCUGGAACAAGGACACUGGGUCCCCCCCUGCCUCUGAAGGGGCUACAGAGGGCAACAGGGAGCCCCCUGCUACCCGAGAUGUAGUGCUGCACCAGACGUCUGGCCGCAUCCACAACAAGAAUGUCUCCACUCACCUCAUUGGCAGCAUCAAACAAGGACACAGCCCUGAGAGUGGUGGCUCUGGCCUCUUUGCCCUCUGCACCCUGGAUGGGACGCUGAAGCUUAUGGAGGAAGCAGACAAGCUGUUGUGGUCGGUGCAGGUGGAUCACCAGCUUUUCGCCCUAGAGAAAUUAGAUGUCACGGGCAAUGGACAUGAGGAGGUAGUUGCAUGUGCCUGGGAUGGUCAGACGUAUAUUAUUGAUCAUAACCGCACCGUGGUCCGCUUCCAAGUGGAUGAAAAUAUCCGAGCCUUCUGUGCAGGCCUAUAUGCCUGCAAAGAGGGCCGUAAUAGCCCCUGCCUCGUGUACGUCACGUUCAACCAGAAGAUCUAUGUGUACUGGGAGGUGCAGUUGGAGCGGAUGGAGUCCACCAAUCUGCUGAAACUGCUGGAGACUGAGCCAGAGUACCGGGGUCUGCUGCAGGAGCUGGGCAUGGGUGAGUACCAGGGAAGCUGUAGGGGCUGGAGAAGUCCAGUGGCCCAGGUGCCCAGGAAACCUGCAGCCUCUUACCAGCCCCUUUUUUUGCCCUUAGAUCCCGACGACCUCCCUGCCGCCUGCGCCCUGCUUCACCAAACCCUGUACCAUCCCGACCAGCCACAGCAGUGUGCUCCCUCCAGCCUCCAGGAUCCCACCUAGCUGGGCUUGCCUGAUCCUUAGCUGAUGAAGGAUUCUUCUGAGCCCCCUCCCCCUCAGGGUAUCCAUGGUACUGGCAGGAUAGGGAAUAUAUAUUACAGAGGAGUGGGAUUUGACUCUGGGCAUGGAAGGAUAGUGGCAACCCUAGGGUGACUGUGACUAUAGACCUCACAGUCUUUUUGGUGAAAGGAGACGAGUUCGCCCUCUGCCCAGUUUCUCGUGCAUUGCACCAAUCAUACAGCAGGGUCAUAGGACCCUGCCUUGUUCCAAAUCAGGACCACCCUCUACCCCUAGAUCCCCACACUCAUUGUGUAAAGAACAGAGACUUGCUUGUGAGGAGGGAGAUCAAAUCUUUUGCAUGGGCCCAACACCCGUAAGGAAACCAGACUUCAGGGCCAGAGGAACAGUAGAAGGAAGAGCUGCACCUCAUCCCAAGCUCCGUCUUUCAUGGCACAACUCCAUGUCACUGGCGUUCAUAAUGAUCACAAGAAUGGCAAAUAUUCUUUAGCCACUUUUGUUUUGUUUUUUGAGGGAUUGUUCAGGACAUUUUACAGUCUGGUUCUUCUUUUCCUAGCAGCCUUGAGAUGAUUUUCCUCAGUUUAUCAAAAGAAACUGGGUCAGUGCUUUCUCGUUUUGCCAUAUUCAUCAAACACUGUGGAGCUACAUAGGCCUUGCUCCCAUUUCCCCAACCAGCCACUCUCCCAAAAAACCACCUUAUUGUCUGUAAUACCAAACCAAACCCAUUGCCAUCGAGUCGAUUCCGACUCAUAGCGACCCUAUAGGACAGGGUAGAACUCUCCCAAAGAGUUUCCAAGGCUGUAAAUCUUUAU
Messenger RNA from Trichechus manatus latirostris (Florida manatee), 2696 nucleotides. It is a transcript of the gene ITFG2, whose product is annotated as integrin alpha FG-GAP repeat containing 2. The coding region runs from base 439 to 1869 and encodes 476 amino acids. The transcript is spliced from 11 exons. The record is from RefSeq and is a predicted model, not a curated record. Gene Ontology annotation, cellular component: KICSTOR complex. Gene Ontology annotation, biological process: regulation of TOR signaling. NCBI's taxonomy places the organism in Eukaryota, Metazoa, Chordata, Mammalia, Sirenia, Trichechidae.